GCAGAGGAAAGCCCCAGACAGAGAGAGUGGAGACCACAGAUUUAUAGAAAAUGCACAGAUCCAGCAUGGCUAAUCCUGUUCUUUCUCUUUUGGGCUGGUUUGGUGUUCAUCAUGGGCUAUUCUGUCAUAGCUGGAGCUGCAGGAAGACUGGUGUUUGGCUAUGACAGCUAUGGGAACGUGUGUGGCAAGAAGAACUCCCCCGUGGAAGGGGCCCCUCUUUCUGGACAGGACAUGACUAAGAGGAAGCAUGUAUUCUUUAUGAAUUCCUGUAAUCUGGAAAGCAAAGACCUCAAAAUCAAUUCUAUAGCCCUCUGCGUAUCCAGUUGUCCCGAAGAACAAUUAGACACUCUGGAAGACAUCCGACUUUUCGCCAAAAACAACGGUUCCUUCCUGUGUGUUUAUAACUUGAAUUCUGCCAACUAUACCCAAAAUCCAAGUGCUGCCUCAUUGUGUCCCAGGCUGCCCGUUCCCCCAAGCAAAUCUUUCCCCUUGUUCAAUCGCUGCAUCCCUCAAACCCCUGAGUGCUACUCCCUGUUCGCAUCUGUUUUGAUCAAUGAUGCGGACACCCUCCAUCGAAUCUUAAGUGGCAUCAUGUCGGGGAGAGACACCGUGUUCGGCCUCUGUAUCCUCGCAGUAGCCUUGUCUCUGACCAUGAUGUUCACCUUCCGAUUCAUCACCACCCUCCUGCUUCAUAUUUUCAUUUCCUUGGUUGUUUUGGGCCUCGUGUUUGUCUCUGGUGUGUUAUGGUGGCUUUAUUAUGACUAUAUCAAUGACCUCAGCAUCGAAUUGGACACCGAAAGGGAAAACAUGAAGUGUUUGCUGGGAUUUGCUAUUGUCUCCACAGUGAUCAUGGUGGUUCUGCUUAUAAUGAUUUUUGUUCUCAGAGAAAGGAUCCAGUUGACAGUAGAACUUUUCCAAGUAACGAGUAAAACUAUCAGCAAUUCCCCUCUCCUGUUCCUCCAGCCACUUUGGACAUUUAUAAUUCUCAUUUUCUUCUGGGUGCUGUGGGUUGCUGUCUUGCUGAGUUUAGGAACUGCAGGCACGGCACAAGCAACAGCAGGAGGACAGGUGGAAUAUAAAGUCCUUUCUGGCAUUCGAUACAUGUGGUGGUACCAUUUAGUCGGCCUUAUCUGGACUAGUGAAUUUAUCCUGGCCUGCCAACAAAUGACUAUAGCUGGGGCAGUGGUCACCUGCUAUUUCAACCGAAAUAAAAGUGACCCUCCUCGGCGCCCCAUCCUUUCAUCCCUGGUCACUCUUUUUAACUACCAUCAAGGAACGGUUGUAAAGGGGUCCUUUAUAAUCACCAUAGUGAGGAUUCCGAGAACUGUUUUCACAUACCUCUCUAACACCCUGAAAGAAAAGGAGGACAGUGCCUGUGCAAAGUACAUGCUCAAGUGCUGCUCAUGCUGUUUUUGGUGCCUGGACAAGUGCCUGAGCCAUCUAAACCAAAAUGCCUAUAUUGCCACUUCAAUCAAUGGGACAGAUUUUUGCACCUCUGCAAAGGAUUCCUUCCAUAUUUUAUCCAAGAAUCCAGGGCAUAUUGCCUCUAUUAGCUGCUUUGGAGACUUCAUGAUUUUUCUAGGAAAGGUGUUUGUGGUAUACUUCACAGUUUUUGGAGGACUAAUGGCCUUUAACUACCAUCGUGAGUUGCAAGUAUGGGCAAUUCCUUUGUUAUUGGUGGCUUUUUUUGCCUAUUUAGUAGCCCACAAUUUCCUAUCAGUGUUUGAAACUGUGCUGGAUGCCUUGCUUCUGUGCUUUGCCAUUGACAUGGAAACAAAUGAUGGAUCACCAGAGAAGCCCUACUUUAUGGAUCAAGAAUUAAUGAACUUUGUGAACAGAAGCAACAAAUUAAUUGAUUCAAGGAUACGAAGAAACAGAGAGUCGCUAAAGAAUGAAGAUGGAACAGAACUCCAGCCCAUUGUGAGAUAGGAGACAUUUCCCUACUGUCUGGUAUCAGCGCUUCUUUUGGAAGCACAUUAUUGCCUUCAGCCCUCAUCGUGUCUU
Molecule: messenger RNA, 2004 nt
Organism: Dromiciops gliroides (monito del monte)
Lineage: Eukaryota; Metazoa; Chordata; Mammalia; Microbiotheria; Microbiotheriidae
Gene: SLC44A3
Product: solute carrier family 44 member 3
Exons: 14
Coding region: 112-1929 (605 amino acids)
Biological process (GO): transmembrane transport
Cellular component (GO): membrane
Molecular function (GO): transmembrane transporter activity
Source: RefSeq, a predicted model, not a curated record